Messenger RNA from Zasmidium cellare ATCC 36951, 1002 nucleotides. RefSeq lists its product as uncharacterized. The coding region runs from base 1 to 1002 and encodes 333 amino acids. NCBI's taxonomy places the organism in Eukaryota, Fungi, Ascomycota, Dothideomycetes, Mycosphaerellales, Mycosphaerellaceae. The record is from RefSeq and is a predicted model, not a curated record. The transcript has 5 exons.
AUGAGCGGCGAAGAGAACGCACAAAACAUCAAGACUGGAGGUCUAGGUCGUCCAAGCGAGUCUGUCACUCACACGCCGCCAAGCUCACCGCCGCCAGCAAUGAAAAAGCAGCAGAACAAGAAGAUGGGCCCACCAUCUGUUCCAGCGUCGGCAUCGAGAAAACGUUCCGUCGACGAGAUGCACGACGACCCGCAUUCUGCUGCAGGCUUCCAGGCACCUGAUGCUGAUCUUGCUCCACUUGCUCAGGGCAAGGAUGACAUCUCGAUUGACUCUCAAUCGAUCAAGCAGUCAGACUCACAGACAGAGGCCUAUGCGGCGAAGGCUUGGAAAGCGGCACCGGGGCCAUCUACUACCCCGACGCAGUCGCAACAGCUACCACGGUCUGGGCAGGGUUCUCAGAUACCUCGUCCGGAAUCGGCAUCCGGCACUAAGCCUGCCAAACCAUCUGCAACAGAGAACGAAGAAAGAGAGGCCGAUGCGUCCGACUCAGAGGGCCACGAUGAGCCGCAAGAUCGCAUCGAAGGUUUCGACUGGGACGGCCUUGCACGACGAUACCACGAUAAGAUGCAUGAUUUCAGUGUGAAGGAGCAGCAAAUUCUCCAUGACUUCGCUGCUCUCGUGAACUACUUCAACACAUGGGCGAAAGCCGGCAGCGAGAAAGAUACUGAUCGAAGCUACAAGCGAUUGAAGACGCAAUUCACAUACGUCGGGCACGAGGAGGAAGAGCUGGAGAACAAACGGCAGCACUAUGUCAAGGUCGUCGAGGCAUUCAAGACUGUCGCCACGAUGCUCAACGACCCUGUCGUCUCUCAGGGUCAUGCUAUCGUCGUCCAAGAGAAGCCCGUGCCGAAGGCGAGACCUUCGUCGCUGCCACCCAAGCGUCACAAGCAAUCUGAACCGCGAAUCUCUUUGGACGACUACGGUCCUCAGUCCCUGAGCCGGGACGACGUCGCUGAUCAUGGUUGUUGGAACUUCCCUGCCAGUCGCUGCGCCAUUCAAUGA